Messenger RNA from Limulus polyphemus (Atlantic horseshoe crab), 2899 nucleotides. RefSeq names its product mediator of DNA damage checkpoint protein 1-like. The coding region runs from base 217 to 2403 and encodes 728 amino acids. The transcript is spliced from 2 exons. The record is from RefSeq and is a predicted model, not a curated record. Lineage: Eukaryota; Metazoa; Arthropoda; Merostomata; Xiphosura; Limulidae.
UCCCUUUAGCUGUCAGUGAAAGAGAAGACCAAGUGGGGGUCAGAGACUCUCUUGCUAGUUUUAUUCUAUAUUCUAUAAGCAUAUCCCCUCAUCCCCCUGAUGUGUUAUAUAUAGUCGUAAUAUUAACUAAAAAACUGAGUACAAUAACUUCUGUUUGAAGUUGGGGGUGUUCAACGACACCAUUUUGAGUCUUGUUGGGUUCAGAUCUCGAUCGACAUGUGGCUCAGCAAGUCCUCAACGAUUGUAUUGUUAUUCCUAGUGGUGGUCCGUGCACAUAAUUCACGAUACAAGCGUCAAUCGUCUCAAGAGGGAGAAUUGUCGGACAGUAUUUCAAACCUGCAGCAUGCAGACUCUCACUAUCAGUUUCCCUUACCACCUCAGGCCAAACCACGUAACUUGCAAUUGUCACCUGGUGUCCAAAGUAAUGUGAAAGCUAAUGUCAAAACCAUAUCACAGAACAAAUACAAUCAACCACCACAUCAACUCAAUGAUCGACUACAAUAUCAACCUCCUAUCUAUCCUCAGCAGACCAGCACUCAAACUCACAUAAAAUUGCAAGCAUCACCACAACAACAUCAAUAUGCUCCUGAAUUUCAACCACAGCCAUACCAUUCAAACAACUACACUCAGGCUUUCAGUUUUAAGCAAGUAGGCAAAACACAAGGAGUCAGCACUAAUGAUCAAUCGACAAUUAUGCAUGUACCUAAGAAAACAUCUUCUAAGAGACAGCAUGAUACCAUUUCAACUUCCCACUCCACUGAAGUGGUCCUUCAUGAAAAAAUUGUAUCUAUGCAGCAACCUGUCCAAUCUGUGAUCCAGAAACUGCCAGCCUCGGAGAUUGAAUCGAACAAGGGUAUUACUGCUAAGGAUAAAGACAGCAACCAAGAUCAGUACUUAAUUUACUAUUAUUAUUAUGAUGAUGAUAAUAAGACCAACGUAAAUAAUCCAACUCUUAAUUUUGACGAUAUUUCCGAUCUUGAGGCAUAUGAUCAAAAACAAGAAAAUAACCAACCAGAAAAAAGUAACAGAAGAAUUAAUAGCCCACAAAACACCAACAAAGCUUUGAAGAACCAUAGCGGUUCCUCAACGCUGCAACCAGUAACCAUACUGUCUCAAGCCACUGGUCGGGUAGAAAUAAUUGAUGCAUCAGUAACAAGAGCCCCAAAAGCUGACAUGGCCAAUGUUUCUGAGGACUCACUUGUUUCUAACAUUUACCGAUAUGGAAACAAUGUUCCCAGGUUUCCAGCAACACCCAAUCUGGUAGACCAUCCAAUUAAAAAUCAACCAGAAAUAUCCAAUAGAGGAAUUCCAUAUGAUCGCAAAUCUUCCAGUGAUGUGAUACUUCAACCUGAUGGUGAUGUUAACUCUGGUGUUCCAAUAAGUACUCUAUCAUAUACACCAACUCUAUUGGCAAAUGUUGAACCAAGCAGUAAGAGGAAACUUGAAGACAUUAAUGAGAUAGUUGAAACUAAAACUGAGCCAGAAACUACAGAAACACCGACUACUACAACUACUGAACCUACAACUACAACUGAAGAACCCACCACGACAGAAAAACGUAGGCAACGAACAUUUGGUUUUCGUCAAAGAUCUGGUUUAAGAAAACGACGACCGGGAUCCUUGCGCCAAAGGCGACCAUCGUCAACAACAACAACUACUGAUUCUACAACAACCCAUGAAUCCUCAACUAAAAGGGUUAGAUCACGAUUUGGAAGUAGAUCUUUUCGUAGGAGUCACUUACGAUCUUCUUUUCGAAGAAAUCGUUUUGGUCAUUCCAAUGAUGAUGAUGAAGAAGACAAGGAAGAAGAUGAGGUGCAAAAAGAUGAAACAACAACUGAAUCUUCUCGUGGUAGGAAACGCCAACGAUAUAUAGGAUCUAGACGUUAUGGACGUAGAAGAACUUCAAGUCGUAUUUCCACAGAAAAUACUGAAGACACUUCUACCACAGAUGAGGUGGCGAAAAUAGAAACAACAACUGAAUCUUCUCGUGGUAGCAAACGCCGACGAUAUAGAGGAUCUAGACGUUACGGACGUAGAAGAACUUCAAGUCGUACUUCUACAGAAAAUACUGAAGAAUCUUCUACCACAGAAUCUUCUCGUUCUAGGCCUAGUAUCUUUAAUCGUAGAAAAACCCCAAGCAGGCCUCGUCUGCCAUUCAUUCGUGGUGGCCGUAAAAGAUUUGGACAUCAUGACGAGGAAGAGAAAGAAGAAGCUACUAGCUCAUCUUCAGCAACUGAAAAUACGUCUGAGACCACCAUUAGUAUCCCAGCUUCUACAGAAUUUGCAGAUGAAAAAUUCAACGAUAAAAUAGAUACUGUGGAAGAACAACAAACUACCACUACCGAAAAGAAUCGUUUUGCUGGACUUUUUAAACGUAGGAAAAGACCAACUUUAUUUGGAUAACGUUGAAGCUUCUCAAACAGAUCACUUCAAAAAAACUACAACACAAUAGUGAAAAUAUAUAAAAAAAGACUUACAUGUCUAUAUGAACCAGGCAUCUGGAGCUUCAUUUUUAUUAUGUUAGUUUUUAAUUGUAAACUAUCCAUUACAAAAUAGCUUUAAUUAUCUGUGUAUCUAUCAGAGAUUUACGUUCCUGAUGAUUGUUUUGAGGGACUAUUCAAGUGACUUAAUAUUAACAAGAAGCUUAAGUGACAGGAAUUUUUGGUCGCGUAGUUAAAACAGGCAUUAGGAUGCCCAAGCAAUGUCCCUGAAAUACAAUAUAAUAAGACAACUCUCCAUUAAACUUUUAUAUACUUUCUGAUCUCGUGAAAUUUAAUUUUCUUGGUUUUUGGAUUUCUUUUAUACAAAAUAAGAACUAUAAAUAUAAAUCCUUAUAGUUUCGAUAAAAAUUAUGAAUUACGAAGACUUUGGAAUUUUGCGAAUAAAAACCAAAAGUCGC